AUGCAACUAUCUUGGGCGAGACGUAAUUUGAAGCUAACAGAAGCGGCGAAGCUGCGCUCCCUGCUGCGCGAAAACGGUGGCGAUGACCCUGCGACGUUUGGGAUUCUAUUAAAAAAAUAUCAGUCGCAACUUUCUCCAGCGGAAUGCGUACACGCCGCAGCUGUUCUAAAUGGGAUCUGUACUAGGGAACGCAACACACUCGAAUUACCAAUAAAUUUUGCCGAUGUGCAAGCUAUGCUCUCUUCGAACAUCCGAGGGAAGCUGUACGCGCUUACAGAGCCUUCGGAACUAUGCGAAGUUACCAUUGGGGCAUUCAACCAUGCUGUUGCUUCAAAAGGACUAGUUACUGACUUUGUAGGUCGACUUGAACCAUUAUUCCCGCGGGUUCGUGGACAGGCUCUCUCGCAGGUCUGCGAUACCCUGGUGUAUCUCCACCUAGCGGGGUAUCGCACAGUUCCAGUAUGCUCCAAGUUGUUCGCGCAUAUAGCGGCCCGUGGUUCACAUAGUGAUCUAACGCCAUCUAACUAUGUUGCACUGGUACGUUGCAUGGCCAAAACAGGAGUACGCAACGACUCUUUGUGUGCCCGUGUAGGUCACGGACUACGUUCCGUCCUGACUCUUCCUGGCAGAAUAUCGCCAGAGGAUGCGGGAGAACUUUUGCAGUGGUAUUCGAGCGAUAUGUUCGACAGCAUCUUCAUACGUCACCGACUCAUUGACGCGGUACUUUCUGCAGGCGAUGUGACCAUGGAAGCCCUUGCACGUUGCACGCUGGCAGGGGUUUUUCCUACCCGUAAUAUAGACCGUAUAGAUGCGUUGGUUAUAGAGGGUUGUGCAAAUCUCGAAACUAAAACCACGCUACGCCUACUUAGUGGCUACGCGGCGUUGCGCUACAAGCCUCCGGAGGUCAUAGAAAGGUUAUUGGAGACAUUGAAAGCUGACGUCAAGAAAAUGCGAAACUUCAGUGAUGUAGCCAGUUGUAUCUAUAGCAUAUACCUACUGGAUACUAAAGAACGCACUCUAAUUGAUUUCUCCAUGAGCUUUCUUAAGAACGACCAAGCACCUUUAUCAGCCAAAGAUCUCAGCGACAUAGUCAAAGUACUAGGCGCAUUACUGCACUUCAGAACAAAAGAUGUCGAAGCGUAUAACCGACUGUUACGCGAGACCAUGAGAUUGGACUGCUCAUUGACACAUGGCGAACUUAACAGACUACAACUAGUCAGCAUCGGCUUGUGGAAACUCAUGCCGGAACUGUUUAACUCCUUCGACGUUGGAGCACAGGAGUACCUCGUGGAGAUUGCACACAGGACCUCUCCCGAGCCUCUGGAGAUGCGUGACUGCGACUUCCAGAAGGAAGUAUCAAAAACCGUCACGUUUGUCUCAUAUACGCUCUACAAGGAGGUUCAAGUUGGUCCGAUGCUUGUGGAUUUUGUGCGUCCUGUAGGCGAAGAGGAAGUUGCCGAUCUUCGCAAUCGCGACAUCCGACGGCCUCGAAUUAGAGAACUACAUGAGGAACGUAUGUUAGCGGGACAGUUGAUAAACUGCGCCACCAUACUUAUUGCUGACGGGCGUGACCAGUUCUAUCGUAACUCCCGUGAGCGUACUGCGGACUCCAAAAUGAAACUUGACGUUUUGCGGGGUCUUGGGUUCCGCUACCUAUGCGUGCCGUACUGGGAGUGGGAACCGCUACCUGGGUGGAAUGAUAAACGCAGAUACAUGGAGAACCUGCUCUCCUUGCCUAAGGGGUGA
Molecule: messenger RNA, 1746 nt
Organism: Babesia sp. Xinjiang
Lineage: Eukaryota; Apicomplexa; Aconoidasida; Piroplasmida; Babesiidae
Exons: 7
Coding region: 1-1746 (581 amino acids)
Source: RefSeq, a predicted model, not a curated record